Molecule: messenger RNA, 6352 nt
Organism: Lytechinus pictus (painted urchin)
Lineage: Eukaryota; Metazoa; Echinodermata; Echinoidea; Temnopleuroida; Toxopneustidae
Product: serine-aspartate repeat-containing protein F-like
Exons: 4
Coding region: 1-2934 (977 amino acids)
Source: RefSeq, a predicted model, not a curated record
AUGAGGAAGGAUAAGACUAAGGAGCUUGAGUUCACUGAGGAGCAAUUGGAUCGACAGAUGUUGUCUGCCAGUGAUACCUUGGACUACAUCAAGACAGAGGCUGUUCCAUUCAUACAGAUGGUCAUGGAGGAUUUCAUUAAGAAUGAUGAGAUCCAGAUAGAAGGGAAAAGAAUCGUUGCUUGCUUUGGAUACCACUCCCCUAGAAGUAUUUUGGGCACUCCUAAGAAGACACAGUCCAUGCCAAGGCCGAGGAAAGCUAAAGCGGAUGUAGGCCCUUCCAAGGAAUACAUGCAAGCACGAAGAGUCACAUUUUCCAAUGUAUUGGAUGUGAAUGCCAUCGAGAUCGUAGAGCUAGAGGACGACGGAAGCCAGGCGAAUCGCAGAAGACACUCUUUUUGCGUAGGAGAUAUCAAGAAGGUCCAACAAAGACUAGAAGACGACGAGAUGGGUAAGGCUGUCUCCCGAGCUGUGGACGAUUCCAACAUCAAGUACCAGUGUCCAAUCCCAUCUGCUCCCUACGAAGACAACGAUGUGGAGUCGAGUCAAUGGAAAGUGCCGAUGAUCAAGGUUAAUGAGUGGAGAACUGUCGAAGAAGACGAUCAUGGUUACGAAAGAGUUGUCAAUAUUGAUCAUGAUACUGAUGGAGUUGAGGCAGUCAGUCCUCCCAAACCUGAGAGGGGAAAUUUGGAGGAAGAUACCGAUGAAGAUGAUGAUGAUGAAGACACCAAUGCUUAUGAGAAAGUGGAGACGGUAGAUGAACAAAUGCAAAAGGAUGCCAAUGAGAAUGACUAUACAGAAUUAGAAGCCCUGAUGGCUCAACUUGCGGAGAUAGCCGGGCAUGAGAAUGCUGCUGAUUUAAAAGCAUCAGAAGCGAAGGAUUAUGAUCUGGUUUUUGAUGGGGCCGAAGAGUCCGAUGUAGAUGGCUACGAGGUGCCUAUGACCGAGGAGGAGGUUUUAAAAAGCCGAAGCAGUAGCAUGGAGUAUCUUGUGCACUCCAUGGAGGAGGACGAUUUUGGGGUUUCUCUUGCAAUUUUGUUUGGUGAAUUAGGGGAGGAUGAUGAUGGGUAUGAAAAAAUUGAAAUUGGAGCUCAGGAGGCUUGUCCAUCAGUUGCUGAGGUAGAUAUUGAAGAUGAGAGUGUAGAAAAUAAAGUGGAAGCAACAGAACAAAGGAUUUCUAAAGAAGAUGAGGAGGAAACCAUGGAUGAUGAUAUCAGCCGUUUCUCAGAAUAUUCAGAGAUAGACAUUGUUGAAGCUCUGGUAAAGUCUGGGCUCAUGAACGCUCACAAAGACGAAAGCAAUUCAGGUCAGAUGUCUUCCAGCGUUGAUUCAAAUGAAAGUAGAGUGUCUCAAACUGUAAAAUGUGAAGUUGAGAUGCCACAUACAAACUCAGGUGAAACUAAGGAGCUGGCUUCCAUGGAGAGUUGUGAGGAAUCGGUCUUUAGUGAUGAAUCAACAUGUAUGCUUAGGACAGAAGAUGAUAUCAAAGUAGACAUGGAACAAAAUGGAAAUAAUAAAGAAAGUUGUGAGAUGGAGACCAGUGAAUCAGACAUUAGCAAUGCUGAUGAUACUGUUAAUAAUGUCAAUGAGAAUGAAGAGGUUAAACCAAAGGAAAAGAAGGAUGAUGGUGAUGGAAAGAGUGGAGUCACCACCCGGUCUUUCAAAAAGUCCAUGAACAGCACGUAUCAAUCUAUAACGGCAAACCUGCUUCGUAAGAAACGGUCUGCUAAUGAGAAGCGUCAAGGAAGUGUUUUUGGUGAGGAUAUGAGGAUUGAAAAUGUGAACUUUCGUGGUGACUCUUUGGAUUCUGAUGAUGGCUACCAGGAUAGUGGGGACUUCAAGGAAACCACUUGCAGCGAUGUCAACAACUCUUUUGGGUUUCCAGCACCAGCAGCUGAAGAUGGACAGUCUGUGGAUUUGGAGUAUGCCAGUGACUCUAGCACAGGUCAGAAUGGUCUCUGUGACGACCCAGUCUAUGACAAUGUUUGCAUGGAUGAUGAUGACAAUCUGGAUAGGAAUGUAUUCAAUAGUAGUCCAGUCAGUUCAGUCAGUGCCACAUUUACAGAGGGUAGUGAAGAUGCUGUUCAAGAGGACAAACAGGAAACAAAAUCAAUGGGUUCCCUCGAGAACAUCUGUAGUCUUGGCGAACUCAGAGUGCGAAAUGUCAUCUCUAAAAGCAUACACUGCCUCCCUAGCGGGGACAGGCAACUGAUGAAAGAAGCAGAGGAAGAUUUAGACACACCACCUAAGCCGCGCAGAACGUGGUACUACCGUUCAAGUGCAGAUGUCCGCAAGAGCCUUAUCCGUAGCUUUGGCUUGGAUGCAGAUGGAAUCAUGCGCAACCCUACCUAUGCGCAGGUUUCCAAACCGAACACUCGUGUCAUUCAUGGAAGUCUUCCUGGACGUUCCAAUCACGGUUCUGGUCACAGGGCAAUGAAGCGUAUCCCUUUGACUCUGAGCAGACAUAGUAAGAUGAUCUACAAGGAGAGGUUUUCUUCGAAGUCCUCUAAGCUUGGGAGGAACACCUCCCAUGAUUCAGGAGUCUUGACUGGAGAUGAAGAUUCCAGAUCAACAAUCAGGGAUAAUGAGAUCUACAGCCAGUCACAUCUCUAUGAGGAGGUUGCUACGGUAACCAGAGACGGGGAUCGGUCUGGAGCGAAAUCAGAAGUCAGGAAGACUCUCACUAUGGAUGAAGAUACUACUGAGACUACCUAUGAGGUUUGUACACAUUGGGUGAAUGACCAGACGUCUGAGGCCAUUGGUAUCUUUGACCGCUUGACCAAAAAGCUUGUCUCCCCGUACUCCAUCAUUCCUAUGGUGAGGGAGGUUGAAGGAAUCCGAAGGAAGAGCCUUGGUAAUGCCAUCGAACAGGAGGAGGAAAACAUUGACUUCCCAGCCUGGACUAGUAUUCUCAAUGUCCUAGCGGCAGAUGAGUAAGUACAUUUCUAUUUUUGCUCCUUCUCAAUUUUCUUUAUAACUCGAUUCAUAGAUCAUAUAAUUAACAUUAAGAAAACAAAACCGUGAUUUCGCACAAUUUUACAGAUAAGUAUUCAGACACAUGACUUAUUGUGUUGGUCGUGUCAUUAAACUUCGAUCAAUCCUCCUUUCCUCUUCAUCUCCUUUUUUCUCCUUCAUCAUUUUCUUCUCCUUGUCCUCUUUCUUCUUCUCCAUCUUACUCCAUUCUUCUUUUCCUCCCCCUCUUCUCAUCCUCCUUAAUUAGUGGUUUUGACUCGUGCUUUGUAAUGAAUAAUAGAGGCAUGUGUUCAAAACCCAUGUUUUCACAUUUUCACUAUCCACCUAUGGGUUAAAUGUGUACCUGAUGGGGUGAAUGCCAUGUUGUUGGCUUAACAAAUUCAUUGUCACUUAAGCAUCUUUAAGAAUCUUUGUGAAACAUUCCUUUAAGAGUAUAUAUUCAUGUUUCUUGCAUGCAAUUUCCAUAUUUCCAUCUUUUAUUAAUGGAGCUUUUGUAAAAUUGGUCUUCAGAAAUUACAUGACAUAAAGGCAGACAAGGUUCACCAAUCGAACAGGGAUGUGCUUCAUUACCUUGUACUAGCUGCUUUGCUUUUCAUUAGUUUAAAACUGGGGCCCGUUGCAGAAAGAGUUUCGAUUAAACGCAACUCAAAAAAUCUUGCGCAACUCGAUUUUCAGCCGAUGACACACCCAUAUUCGGGAAUUGCGCUUGAUAUUUUGACUUGCAUUUAGACGCAACUCUUUCUGCAACAGGCCCCAGAUGAACAAAAAGAUAUUUUAGUUGAUAAAUGUCUGAUUUCUAAAGCACUGCGUUAUUCACGGCUUAGAAGUUAAAACAUCCUAGAGACUCCACAUUGUCUGAACCAAGUUGAUUCAUGCGUGUAUCUUGCUAGUGUCAUCUGAAGGAUAGCGACAAGAGAGGAAAUUGCUUCUUUCUUGCGUCUGUUCAUGAUACAACAAAGCAUUCAUGUUUCAAAUCCUGUGAAAGUCUUACAUGAAUAAUGCAAAUUAUUUUAAGAUCUCUACACAAUCGUUGUUACUUAAAAUUGAGUGACUGCAUGGGUGGGUGAAAGAUUAUAGAGAGAGAGAAAAGGGUGUUAAUGGGUAAGUUCACCAUGACAAAAAAGUUAAUUGUAAAAGUAGUAGAAAAAAUCAUUGAAAACAUGGGUGAAGGUUUGAGAAAAAUACCAUCAAAGAUUUAAAAUUAUAAGAAUUUUGAUUUUUUAUUUGUGACAUAAUGUGCGAGCAGCUUCCCAUGUAUAGUGAAUAAAAAAUGGGUUUUAUCAAAAACUUUAAAUUCAAAUAACUUUCCUAAUUUUAAAAGGAUUUUUCUCAAACCUUCACCAGUAUUUUUUAUUACUUUUUCUGGUAUUUUAAGAACAAACUUUGCAUCAGGGCGAACUUCCCCUUUAAUACUCCCCUGUCCCCCCCCCCUUUACAAGAGAGGCAAAGAAAGAGGAAAGAGACACAGGGAAUUAUAUUGCCCCCCCCCCUCCUUUCUCCUUUUCAGCAAUAAUUAGUCUCAUUUCUGACCACUAUAAAAGCUGAAUCUUGUGUAAGCAAUUGUUGUUUGCAUGUUACAAAACAAUACAUUUUGGUAUGAAAAAUAAACAUGAAGUAUAGAGAUAAAAGGUGAUGAAAGGGAUUUGAUUUUAAAAAAAAAAGGCUUUUAUAAUGUAGAAUAUAUUGUUUGUGACCUUGCUACUUUGGAAAAAUCUGUUCCGACAUAUUUCAAAGGGGAAACGAGUUUGCCAAAGUUAUAACAGAUUCUCUCAAAAGGGAAGGAUGACAAAAGAGGUCUCAGGUGACUAGCUGAUCACUUGAUGGGCAGAUACAUGUACCCUUGGCAACAACAUUGUGAAUGCUUAAAGGGGGGAGGGUGAAAGGUGAACAGUACAGGGAUUGCUAAAUUAUUUUUGAGAUUUGAAGCAAUUCACAAUGUUUGAAUCAUACUAACAAAAAAUUACAAAAAUUAAGUUCAUGGGGGGGGGGGUAAUACCAACUGAUGGUCUGCUUAGAGGGAAAAGCUAUCCCAUUCUCCAACCACUACAUCAGUAGAUAGCAAUACCCCCUUUAACCUUUGUAUAUUUAGAUGCUGUUUACGAUCAGCCGCCGCAUAUUGAUCAGAGCAAUGUGAUAUAUUCAUUGUGGUUGUUCAGAGAUAAGUUAGUAAUUGCACUUCCUGUGAAGAUAGUGUAGAAGAUCCGUCUGGGUUAUGGAGUACGUUCACCCCACUACUGUACAUGGAACUUUGAGACUCUGAAUGAGCAAUCCUUACAUAAUACAAUACAGAUAGUUUUGUUGUUAUAUUUCAUGAGAUGUCAGAGUAAUGUAGAUAAGUUCAAAAGUUUCCAUUCAAUACUUUUAUAUCCACUCUUGAGUGAAUUUGGUGUCCAGUGUUUAUGUACCUUCUUACUUCAAUUCUAUUUCAUUCUUGCUUCAUAUUUUUCCUUCAUGUUUAUGCAUUAUAAGGGCAUAAUAAUAAUAAUAACUGGAUUUAUAAAGCGCUUUUGACCUGAGUAUAAAAAGCACUGCUAUUAGAACCCCGGCUUUAGCUCAAGCUACCAUCACCAGCGCUCAGUGCAUUCAAGGAAAUAAUCCUUCCGGGUACCCAUUCACCUCACCUAGGUCGAGUGCAGUACAGUGUGGAUAAAUUUCUUGCUGAAGGAAAACAUGCAAUGGCUAGGAUUCGAAACCGAGACCCUCUGUUUGAAAGGCGAGAGUCAGAACCUCUAGACCACAACACGCAUCAAAGCCAUGCUAUGUGCUAUGUGUAAUGCACUAUAAAAAAAUCAAGUAUUAUCAUUAGAAAUUUGACGGACUAUGUUAAGAUUUUAAUCAAUUUUAGGUUAUUCCUAUACUUAGCAUGCAUGUGAAGAUAUCAAUAGGCUACAUUGUUGUUAGUAUGCAUGACUCAGACCUGCCAACCAGUACGUUUUAGCCGCAUUUAGUACGUUUUCGCAACCAAAAUACGGCAGUACGUUUUUUCUUUGAAAAAUACGUUUUUUGUAAAAAAAAAAUAAUAAUAAUGAUAAUGAUAAUUUUUUUUUUUUUUUUACUAAAUCGUAAUUUAUUGAAAAAAAUAAUCUGUUUAUGUCUCUAUUUCAUAAAACGUGCACAAAUAUGGCUAUUAGAUCAAUGUAAUUUCAGGUAACUUGUUUUUUUUUUCAAUCAUUUUGUUCAAACCAGCGUGAAGAUAUACACAUGUUUUAAUGGUUUUUUUUUCAUCUGCAAGAGCAGUGCGCAUUUUAGCUUGCAUGCAGCUUGAGCGCCGCGAUGAGCGAGUGCGCCAAGCAUUUUAUUAUGAAAUACACUUUUUUGGGGAAAAAUACAGUUUUUUUUAUCACAGAAUACAGUUUUUCAUUCCCAGAGGUUGGCAGGUCUG